AUGGUUGCGGGAGAAGAGAGGGAAGCGAGGUCCGCUUCCCGGAGUAGAAUAAGUACGCGGCUAAGCAACUCAGCUAACAGCGUUCGCGUAGGUGAGUCGGCCUUUAGCUCUCAGGAUUACUCUGCUAGCCAUUCUUUCGAUGCAGAGGAGACUGUACGUGAAAUCCUCUUCCGCCGCCGCAACACGGGCGAGCAGGAAGAGGGACUGUCAAGCUUCCGGCGUGACCGAUCGCAAAAAGCGAUGUUUAAUUCUCGGAGGCUAGGUAUUAUAAUGCUGAUUCUGGGUCUUAUAAAUGGUGGAUUGUUUGCACUGCUUCAGGUAAGACGAAAGGCAUACGCAGAGUGCACUGUCGAUGUUCCUGACAGGCUCCAGAGGGGCGACGAUAAAUGGGUGCACACAAUAACGACGCAAAAUUGCUCGGGCGACAUAAAGAGAUUCCAAAAGGCGAAUAAGAUUUAUGUCUAUUACUCUAUAUACAAUUAUCCAUUUCACGGCGCUGCCGCUUUCAAGCUGCACUCAAAGAAGCAGUUGGAAGGGAAGGAGUCCACUAAGAAAGAUGUGCAUCCUUGCUAUCCGUAUCACAUGGUAUCAAUAGGAGGCAAGGAAAAAAUAAUAUACCCCUGCGGACCACACAUGUGGCACCUAUACAGUGACAAUUUCAAGUUCUCGACUGAGAAUCCCAAGGACUCUACCAUCUAUUUGCGCCUUGACGAUUCGUUUGAAACCCUGUCAUAUUGCCAGGAAUAUGCCCAUAUGCAGAACCCGGAGGCUAAAGUCGUCAACCAGACAUUGUAA
This is a messenger RNA of Babesia ovata, 795 nucleotides long. RefSeq names its product transmembrane domain-containing protein. Lineage: Eukaryota; Apicomplexa; Aconoidasida; Piroplasmida; Babesiidae. Gene Ontology annotation, cellular component: Golgi apparatus; endoplasmic reticulum; plasma membrane. Bases 1 to 795 code for a protein of 264 amino acids. The transcript has 2 exons. The record is from RefSeq and is a predicted model, not a curated record.